Messenger RNA from Silurus meridionalis, 2626 nucleotides. RefSeq names its product host cell factor 2. Gene Ontology annotation, molecular function: protein binding. The coding region runs from base 142 to 1662 and encodes 506 amino acids. The record is from RefSeq and is a predicted model, not a curated record. The transcript is spliced from 18 exons. NCBI's taxonomy places the organism in Eukaryota, Metazoa, Chordata, Actinopteri, Siluriformes, Siluridae.
AUCUUACAGCUGGAUGAAUGUGUUUCUACAAGCCUCCAGGACCUGGCUAGACAUGGUUGUCGGUUUCAUUUGCCUUCUACUCUCUCCACCUUUCAGACAUUAAGCAAGUUUGUGAUCAACAGAAGUCAUUUAGUGACUGAAAUGGCCCUAGCAAGUGGACACUGGGUUGAAAAGGUGAUCGGAGGAAUGCCACCUAGCCAAAGAGCUGGUCAUGCCGUUGCAGUCGCAGGAAGCAUUGCUUUCUUGCAUGGAGGCAUCUCAAACAUGAACUCCAAUGAAGCGCUGCCAAAAUAUUUCAAUGAUUUCUAUAUGCUUACUGUUACAUCUUCCUGUAUAACUUGGGAGAUGAUGCCUCAGAACGGCGUUGUACCGAAUGCAAGAGAAGGACACACACUUUGUGUUGUCAAAGGGAAACUGUACUUAUUCGGAGGCUCCUGCGAUCCUGAAGCAAAAGAAUGUCUCCCAGGUGUCUAUUGCUUUGAUGUUGUUACAUUACGAUGGGAGAAGCUGGACGUUGGAGGUGUGGCUCUGAAAACUCUCAGACACAGUUCAGCAGCUUUAGGGGAUAAUAUCUAUGUCUACGGAGGAAUUGUGGAUGGAACACCUACAGAUGACCUGAUGAUGUUCAAUACAGUGUCAAUGAUUUGGACACCUAUCAAAACAAGUGGUACUCCACCAUCUGCAAGAUAUAACCACACAUGUGCUGUAGUCAAUGAGGAGAUCUUCUUGUUUGGGGGAUGUGAAGCAGAUGGAUCCUACUACAAAGACAUUUAUGUGCUGAAUAUAGAGACCCUAACAUGGCAGAAAACUGAGGUAAAGGGCGAGUCACCGCUCUCCUGUGCGGGUCAGACCUUCACCACUCACCAUGACAAGGAUAUAUAUUUGUUUGGUGGAGCUAUAAAAGGUUCAGAUGGGAAAAUAUCAUCGAUAAAUGAAAUUCACAAGCUGAGCCUGGCAAAAAUGAAAUGGAAGGUACCUCUGUAUGUGGGAAUUCCUCCGGCUAGACGUCACGGCCAUGCAGCUUUUAUUAUUCACAGUCACAUGUACGUGUUUGGAGGCAAAAAUGAAGUACAGGAAUUCAAUGACCUGAAGAUAAUGAGACUAAUUAACCCAUCAGAGAGACAACCCGUCAUGAAGGAGAUUCUGUCUGAAUUUGGCCUUCAGGGUGUCAGUAACAGCUUUGUGCCGACAAAGGUUCCCAAUGUAAGGUAUGAGCUGAGUGAGAUGCCGUUAGUCAUGAAGGCCGAGAGAACGGAGUCAGCACAGCCCACAGCUUAUCAAGAUUUUGCAAUGGUUCGAGGUGAAGCAAUGGCCCUGAUUCAAAAAGCAUUUGCCAUUUUAGACGAACAGUUCCGUAAAUUAGACAGAGAAAAGUCUGAUCUUUCAGAAGCAGUGGAAGCUCUGCGUUGUGAGAGACAGGCCAUCAAUGAGUACCACCAGAAACAGAGCCAGGAAAUUCAGGAAAUGCUAGUGAGACAUCGACUUCAAAAUGAGGCUUGGCUACAAGCUCGGGCUGAAGAGAACGACAAGGAGAGGAAAGAGCUCUGCAAACUCAGGGAGGAAGUGCUCCUUGAGCAGGAGAAGCUGAAAGAAGAGCAGUGCAACAUCCAAAAACGCAGCGAGCACCUCCUGUCCAUUAUGCAGCAGUUCAAAGGCAUGUGAAAACACUGUCUCUAUGGCAACAGAAAGGAGGGGAGAGGGGGGCCCAGAGUAUUUUUUUGUUUUCCAUUGCACUUCUUCAAAGUCAAAGCGUGCUUGCUCGUGAACCAUGACGUCUAUAUGGACCACUGCAGAAAAUGCAGACGCUGAUAGUAUAUUUGCAUAAUUACCUUUUAGCAUCUUUUCUACAGAGUGACAGGAGGCAUUAUGUAAAUAAAAACAAGCAAAGCAAGCAAGAAAUAUGCAGACAUUUAGAAAUGAGACCCUGAAGGGAUAAAUACCAAAAAUAUGAAGAAAUCUCAAUUGUUUUAAAAUUAUAUUUUUAUUUAUAUAAAUUGCUUUAACCUUACAUACAAAGCUGAUUUUUUUCUUUGUUGUCAUGAUCAGAGGAAUUGCAUUAAAAACACUAAUUUUUGAUAAUGCAAAAAAUAAAUCUGGUUACUUUGAAAAUAUAAUUUUUAAACUUUAUUCAAUGAAUCCUGGAUUAUUUCAGUAAAUAUAAUAAAAGUUUAGGCAUUCCUGUCAGUAGGCUCAACCUUUCUGUUUUAAUCAUUUUGCAAUUCUUUUUAUUUUGCUACCAGUAUCAUAACUGUCUUGAAAUGUCUUCUGUAAACAAUUCUGGGCUAAAUAACAUUUAACAUUAUUGUUAUCAGUGCUGUUAAUAUUUUCACACUUAAAACAUUUGUUAAACUAUGUAUAAAAACAUGGGAAUCAAAAUCAGUAAUGUUUCCAAUCAUUGGGUAGCAAAGAUUGGGUGGGAGUUUGGGGAGAAAUAAUCAUGUAUAGGACAAAGACUGAACCUCACUCAGUUCCCUAGCUCCCUAGACUGUUACUUGGUAUAUCAUAUAUAUAAUUUCGGGUACUGGUUAGGACUCACUACACAUUGGGAGACCGAUCAUUGAAAUUCUUAAUCAACUUCAUUUCCAAAUACAUUCAUUAUUCAGCUUUUGUAUGUCAUAUAAAUUAG